AAUUAGGAUCAUGGUGGCUUCGGCAUUUUCCUCUGAUUGAAUGCAAGCGGUAGCUGUGUUUUUGACAUUAUAAUUUUUUGUUAUACAGUGAUGUAUUAAAACGUUAAUAAAAUGUGCUCGCUUGCUAGCUAACUAACAACCAUAUUUCAGGCCAGCUAUGUUGACGAAUUUAUCAUUUGAACCUACGAAGUUAGCUAGCCAUAUACAAUAGCUAAUUAGCUAGCUAAUCACAGCUAGCCGCUGACACUGUAAACAGAUGUUCAAUUCAGCCUUAUUAUGUGCUCUACCUGCAGGCAAAGGAGCUGCACAUAUACCAGUAAUGGCAGAGCUGCACAUUAUCGGUCAGAUCGUCGGGGCUAGCGGCUUCCCUCAGAACAGUCUUUUCUGCAAGUGGGGAAUUCAUACAGGGGGUGCAUGGAGACUUCUCUCUGGCUUGAAGGAGGGGCAAACCCAAGUGGAUUUGCCUCAGACAGGGUACAUGGCAUACUGGAGUCAUCCCAUUGAUCUGCACUACACCACUAAAGGACUGCAAGGCUGGCCCAAGCUUCACCUGCAGGUUUGGCACCAGGAUGCAUUUGGGCGCUGUCAGCUAUAUGGUUAUGGAUAUUGCCAUGUGCCCUCCAGCCCAGGGCACCACCAUGUACGCUGUGUGACCUGGAGACCACUGGGAUCCUGGCAGGAGCAGAUAGCUCAAACCUUUGUGGGUGGAGGUCCCCAGCUGCGCUCCCCAAACAUCAUAUACAGUGGGGCGGACAGAUAUAGGCUGCACACGGUGGCUAUGGGCACUGUAGAGCUGGAGCUAGGCAUCAUCAUGCGACACUUUGACAGAUAUGGUGUAGAGAGCUGAAAUGUUGAGAGAUGGGACAGAGUGAAGGGUGAAUGGAGAGAGGCCUGAAUGGAGCACUGUAUUGUUAGUAGGUGGGGAAGGUGGGGAUUUUGACCAUAUCUGCAACGGGUACAUAAAGACUGAGCAGGUCAGAUUAGAUAUUUUGCCUUGUGAGAUGCAUUGAUGUGGCAUACUUGCAGCCUUUCAACACCAUCUGCCUUCCUGAUUGUCAAUAUUUUGAGAACAUUUUAUAUAACUGAGGUCAUGUUUAAAAAUGUUAACCAAUGCAAACCAGAUUUGAAACUGUACUUAAUUUCAAUUUUAUAUUUUUCUAUGAACUUCUUGUUUUUAUAUAGUAGAAUUAUGUAAAUAAAUCAUUA
Messenger RNA from Coregonus clupeaformis (lake whitefish), 1206 nucleotides. RefSeq names its product B9 domain-containing protein 2. Gene Ontology annotation, cellular component: MKS complex. The coding region runs from base 257 to 847 and encodes 196 amino acids. The transcript is spliced from 3 exons. NCBI's taxonomy places the organism in Eukaryota, Metazoa, Chordata, Actinopteri, Salmoniformes, Salmonidae. The record is from RefSeq and is a predicted model, not a curated record. Gene Ontology annotation, biological process: cilium assembly.